CAGAAAUCGGAACCACCCAAGAAUGAUCUUCACAGCGCACGAGACGUUCAGAUUGUUGUCUCAAUGGCACGCGUGAGGCUGUCUGAGUCACUUCUACCAAAUAUUCGUUGAUUUUGUCGAGAUGCCGCGUGGAUGGCAGGCAAUCAAUACUGAUGAUCGACACGGCGGGGUUGUUCACUCAUCACACAACUAUAGCGUGGUCAUGUCGAUCGUCACUGGCGCACCCAAUCAACGUUCAUGUAAAUUUGGACAAGAUGAAUUAGGAACUACGGGGCGGGAUCAGGAUCAAUGUUUGGCCCCAUGGUGGGCUAUUUGGGUGACAGUGACAGUUGUGGCAGUGUCGACCAUGGUCGGGCGGGUGACGUGCAGACGACAUCCGAGACGGCACAGGUGUCAGUUGUACCAACAUCUCCAAAUCGAGACGUGAACGAACGUGCCAAUUGCGUGUUCGCCCUAUUGAAGGACGAUCGGUCGUCGAUGAGACUGACUGCGAGAGUGGUGUACGAGUCAGGCGUCAAUCUCACUCAGACCGGGAUUGUUCAUGGAUCUCAAGAUAUAU
Messenger RNA from Dissoconium aciculare CBS 342.82, 559 nucleotides. RefSeq lists its product as uncharacterized. Lineage: Eukaryota; Fungi; Ascomycota; Dothideomycetes; Mycosphaerellales; Dissoconiaceae. The transcript has a single exon. The coding region runs from base 122 to 427 and encodes 101 amino acids. The record is from RefSeq and is a predicted model, not a curated record.